Messenger RNA from Microdochium trichocladiopsis, 390 nucleotides. RefSeq lists its product as uncharacterized. The transcript has a single exon. NCBI's taxonomy places the organism in Eukaryota, Fungi, Ascomycota, Sordariomycetes, Xylariales, Microdochiaceae. The record is from RefSeq and is a predicted model, not a curated record. The coding region runs from base 15 to 308 and encodes 97 amino acids.
GUGGGCACGGAGCCAUGUUCUCAAGCUCAGGAGUAACACCUUCCUCGUCCGCACGCACUGCGAGCCUACCGAUGCCUACAACCUUAGCAUCCAAAGCUUGCCCCAGAAUCGGGUGCCUGGGACUUCGCACAUCCUCCAGGUGGCUACCGUCAGUGCUCUGGCUGUCACAAAGACCUGGGGCUCCAUUCUCGACUGACGCAUAUUCACGCUUGAUACGGCGCUGUUGCUCCAACAUUUUCCUGUACGCUACCUCGUCUAGAUUGCCGUUCAUCGCCAUGGCCUGCUCAUCAAGUGCGAACGUGUUCUGACCUUGGGCGCCACCAUCUCCGGUAAGGUGGCCGAUCUGAGCUGCCAGUUGAGUUGGGCUCGGAGUCCAAACAAUAGCAGGCG